This is a messenger RNA of Brassica oleracea var. oleracea, 2114 nucleotides long. RefSeq names its product probable tRNA (guanine(26)-N(2))-dimethyltransferase 2. The record is from RefSeq and is a predicted model, not a curated record. Bases 123 to 1871 code for a protein of 582 amino acids. Gene Ontology annotation, molecular function: RNA binding. NCBI's taxonomy places the organism in Eukaryota, Viridiplantae, Streptophyta, Magnoliopsida, Brassicales, Brassicaceae. The transcript has 12 exons. Gene Ontology annotation, biological process: tRNA N2-guanine methylation. Gene Ontology annotation, cellular component: nucleus.
CCACUUGUUAAUGCAGAGUAGUAGGGUUUUAAAGCUAACCUCCUCCAAAUUUCUCCCUAAAACAGCAGAGUAUAGAAGGGGAUAACUUGAAGAGUCUCCUGUUGAUAAUAAGAGAGAGAGCAAUGGAAUCGGAUCUGAAUGACUACACCGUUAUCAAGGAAGGAGAAGCUGAGAUCCUCCUUCACAAGAAGAACCAAGUCUUCUUCAAUAAAGCUCAGGUGAACAACAGAGACAUGUCUAUAGCUGUCCUAAGAGAAUUUAUAUCCAAACGCAAGCAAGAGCAUGAAGCUAAGCUAUCUAAAAGAAACAGACCAGCUUCCAAUGUGGUCGACAAGGACUCUUCUCAAGCUUCCAAGGAAGGAACUCCUAGUGAGAACGGUGAGCACCAAGUAGCAUCUGAAGACCCACCAAGUAGCUCUGCUUCUAAAAAACCAGCAGGAGUUUCACUUAGAGAACUCAAGCCUCCGAAAGUGCUCGAGGCUUUGUCUGCCUCUGGUUUGCGGGCUUUAAGAUAUGCGCGUGAAAUAGAAGGGAUUGGUCAGGUUGUAGCGUUGGACAAUGACAUUGCAUCGGUGGAAGCUUGCCAGAGAAACAUAAAGUUCAAUGGCUCGCUUGCUAUUUCAAAGGUGGAGUCACAUCACACCGAUGCUCGUGUCCAUAUGCUUACCCACCCUAACGAAUUUGAUGUGGUUGAUCUUGAUCCAUAUGGAUCACCUUCUAUCUUCCUUGACUCGGCUAUUCAAUCAGUAGCGGAUGGUGGAUUGCUGAUGUGCACAGCAACUGAUAUGGCAGUGUUGUGUGGCGGUAACGGCGAAGUUUGUUAUUCCAAAUAUGGUUCUUACCCAUUGAGAGGGAAGUAUUGUCAUGAGAUGGCUUUGAGGAUCCUCCUUGCCAGCAUCGAGAGCCAUGCCAACCGCUACAAGCGGUAUAUUGUUCCGGUGCUAUCUGUGCAAAUGGAUUUCUAUGUUCGUGUCUUUGUACGCGUUUACACCUCGGCGAGUGCAAUGAAGAACACUCCAUUGAAGCUUUCUUACGUCUAUCAAUGCAUUGGUUGUGAUUCUUUCCAUCUUCAACCUGUAGGAAGGUCUCUUCCAAAGAACAACAAUGUGAGGUAUCUUCCAGCAAUUGGUCCAGUUGUGGCACAAGAAUGCAACCACUGUGGGAAGAAAUAUAACAUGGGCGGACCGAUAUGGUCUGCUCCAAUCCAUGAUCAAGAAUGGGUGACUUCUAUUUUGAACAGCGUUAAAUCCAUGAAAGACAGAUAUCCUGCUUAUGAACGGAUCUACGCUGUACUUACCACAAUCUCUGAGGAGUUGGUAGAUGUUCCUCUGUUUUUGAGUCUGCAUAAUCUUUGUGCGACGCUAAAAUGCAUUUCACCAUCAGCUGCUAUGUUUCGAUCAGCUGUUAUCAAUGCUAAUUACCGUAUCUCCGGAACCCAUGUGAAUCCUCUCGGCAUGAAAACUGAUGCCCCUAUGGAGGUUAUCUGGGACAUCAUGCGUUGCUGGGUUAAGAAUCAUCCAAUAAAGGCGCAAGCCCCUGAACUCCCCGGAAGUGUGAUCUUGUCCAAAGAACCAUCACACCAGGUUGAUUUUUCGCGUCACGUUGGUUCGCUGAGCAAGGCGCAGGCGAAGAAAGUAGCUCGGUUUCUUCCAAAUCCAGAGAAACAUUGGGGUCCAAAGCUUAGGGCUGGUCGUCAGAUAACGAGCAAACAUGUCUCUCUUAUUGGUCAUGAAGCAGUCAAUGGCCAUCUUACUCAACACAAUGAAGAACUAAAAGAGGAAGAAGAAGCAGUGCAAGAAGAUAAUAUCCAAGAAGAGCUGGAUGCGAAGCGCCUGAAAACAACAGAGGAUAUUAUUACCUCCACAUCAUAAGAAUAAUCACAACAUGUUAACACACAAGAGAUCAGAUUUUUGGCUUCAGAAGAUUUGUGUUGUACUCUUAUGAAAACUCUGUUUUGUUCUUUUCUGUUUAUCAGUUUUGGUAUUACUCGGGAGUUUUGACCCACUGUUAUUGAUUAUCUCUGUUGUGAUUUUAUUAGUUUUCUCUCAUCUAUUAUUAUCCUUGUAGUGACAUUUUUGGAUUAAAAACAGAUAAGAGCAAAGUACUUUAUUAAA